Saccoglossus kowalevskii is the source of this 1852-nucleotide messenger RNA. RefSeq lists its product as uncharacterized. NCBI's taxonomy places the organism in Eukaryota, Metazoa, Hemichordata, Enteropneusta, Harrimaniidae. Gene Ontology annotation, cellular component: extracellular region. The record is from RefSeq and is a predicted model, not a curated record. Gene Ontology annotation, molecular function: protein binding; serine-type endopeptidase inhibitor activity.
GAUGGUGGAUUUGUAUGUUUGUAUCCUCCUGGUCUUAUCUGUGAUCCAUCAGAACCCAUCUGCCCCAAUGGCGAUGAUUACUAUACGAGUACGGGAACAGAUGUUAAUUUCUGUACACUUCCACUGGAUGCACCAUUGGGUCUUACACAAGGGGAUUGCCCGGCUGAUUAUUUUUGCCAUCCUUUAGACCUCGGAUACAGUAUAUGCUGUCCAGCAAUUUCUGGGGAUUGCGUUGUUAAUGGAGUUCUGAUUCCGAAUGGCGGAGUGAUUCUGAUGCCAGACUGUGUGUUAUGUAAAUGUAUAGACGGCGCCAUGGCAUGCAUAGAGAAAUUACCAUGUGAUGAAAUAUGUCCGAACGGAGGUGAUCCUUAUGUAGAAGAUGGUGUUGGAACAGUGUUCUGUUCAGGAGCUCUUCUGACAUCAGAAUACUAUGCAACGAGAAUAAAGCAUUGUCCUAGAGGAUAUGAAUGCACUGCUAGAUUCGAGUGGUCUAUCGGUGUGCUGUCCUAUCAGAGAUCCGAUUGGAUGCCCCUGUCCCCGCAUUCCAAUAGAUAGCUUUCCAGUAUGUCUAUCCAACUGUGACAAUUGUAUGAACCAUCCGCCAUACGACAUUUGUUGCAUUGAUGAGAAAGCGUGUCCAGGAGGCUGUGUAGGAUUCAUUAAUACUGUUGGUUACUGUAGAUAUGAUUGUGAAUACUUUAUGCCAGGAGAUACUAUAACAGUGCCACCAUGCACAGAAUGUCAAUGCACAAACGCCAAAUGGGACCCCUGUACCACAGACCCAUCUUGCACUUGUGUUACUCCACAAACGGACGAAUUGGGUAAUGUAGUCACGUGUUCGUCAGAUGUAGAUUGCCUGAAUGUAUAUGGCUUCACAUGCAUCAAAGGAAUAUGCUGUAACAGUGACUGGGUUCCAUGCGAAAAGCCCUUGUUAGCUGAAACUGGAUACCCGUACAAUUGCGCAUUUACAGAAUGUCCGACUGGAUAUUCCUGUGUGCUUAAUUUUGAAUAUGGUGUAUGUUGUCCAGAUAAAUACCCAUGCUGUCUUGAACCUGAAUCUGGACCGUGUGAAGCAUAUUUUCCACGAUGGUAUCACGAUUGCCGGGAUAACAAGUGCAAAGAAUUUAUUUACGGUGGAUGUCAGGGGAAUGAUAACAAUUUUCAUACUAGAGCAGAUUGUGAAAAAGAAUGCGGAGGUGACUGUUGUUUACCUGUUGAUCCUGGUCCGUGUAAAGGUUCCAUUUCCAGAUGGUACUUUGACUGUGAAACAAAUGAGUGUAUAGAGUUCGUAUACGGAGGAUGUGAAGGAAACAACAAUAAUUUUGAAACGGAAGAAGCGUGUAGACGACAUUGCGAUGGACCAUGCCCGUGUCCUGAAGGAUUUCUGGGUCAAGUUUGUUGGUUGAAUUGUGACGUUUGUGAUGAACAUGCAUCAACGACGCCAAACUAUAUAUGUUGCAACGACGGUAGCUGCCCGGCACCAGCAUGUCUUGGAGGAGUAUACACGCCAGAAGGAUUUUGUGAGUUGGACUGCGAGUAUUACUCGCCAGGAGAUGUAGUAAAGGAAGAUUGUGAAAUAUGCGUUUGUAGAGAAGGGGAUUGGAUUUGUCGACCUGACCCGGCAUGCGGUGGACCAUGUCCUUGUCCAAUCGAUUUUGUACCGGAAGUGUGCUGGGAAUCGUGCGACGAGUGUAUUGCAAAUUCUGAUCAGGAUUACCUUUGCUGUUCGGACAUUGAAAACUGCCCGCCUCCUUCAUGCCUGGGUGGACAUUAUAUUGAAGGUUACUGUGAAAAGAACUGUACUUACUACAAACCAUUUGAAACAUAUGUAGAAAACUGUGAAAUAUGGUAA